Pterocles gutturalis (yellow-throated sandgrouse) is the source of this 425-nucleotide messenger RNA. RefSeq names its product small nuclear ribonucleoprotein 27kDa (U4/U6.U5) (gene SNRNP27). Lineage: Eukaryota; Metazoa; Chordata; Aves; Pterocliformes; Pteroclidae. Gene Ontology annotation, biological process: RNA splicing. The annotation marks the transcript as partial. The transcript is spliced from 5 exons. Gene Ontology annotation, cellular component: precatalytic spliceosome. The record is from RefSeq and is a predicted model, not a curated record.
AGCGCAGGCGAUCACGAUCCACCUCCCGGGAGAGGGAGAGGAGGCGAAGAGAACGAUCCCGGUCCCGGGACAGGGACAGGAGGAGGAGCCGCUCCCGUUCCCCGCACAGGAGACGAUCCAGACGGCACCGCUCAAGCUCCUCGUCCCCGCCGCGGCUGAAGGAGAGGCGGGAUGAAGAGAAAAAGGAAAUAAAAGACUCGAAAAGCAAAGAGCGUCAGAUCACAGAGGAAGAUUUACAGGGCAAGACAGAAGAGGAGAUCGAGAUGAUGAAGAUGAUGGGCUUCGCCUCUUUUGACACGACCAAAGGGAAGAAGGUGGACGGCGCGGCGAACGCGUACGCCAUCAACGUGUCGCAGAAGAGGAAGUACAGGCAGUACAUGAACAGAAAAGGAGGAUUCAACAGACCGCUGGAUUUCAUCGCCUGA